Molecule: messenger RNA, 3647 nt
Organism: Pleuronectes platessa (European plaice)
Lineage: Eukaryota; Metazoa; Chordata; Actinopteri; Pleuronectiformes; Pleuronectidae
Gene: pold1
Product: polymerase (DNA directed), delta 1, catalytic subunit
Exons: 27
Coding region: 170-3487 (1105 amino acids)
Biological process (GO): DNA replication proofreading; nucleotide-excision repair, DNA gap filling; DNA-templated DNA replication
Cellular component (GO): delta DNA polymerase complex
Molecular function (GO): DNA binding; 3'-5'-DNA exonuclease activity; nucleotide binding
Source: RefSeq, a predicted model, not a curated record
CUCGUCCGUGACGUCACUCUCCCGUCCUUCACUACCAGGCAGGAAACUUCCCGCGCUCUGCCCCCCUUCGGUGAAAGUUCACCAAAUUAAAGCCGAGUGGCGGGAGCUGUUGUCCGGAAGCGACGGUCAGAAGCUUGUGUUUAUAUCGUCGCGAGGAGACAAACAGGCCAUGGAUUUUAAAAGACGCAACGGUGCCACCUUCAGGGGCGGUGCACCUCAGGCCAAACGGGGUAAACCUGCCGGCGAGUGGGAGGACAGUCCGUCGCAGUUCGAAGAGGAACUGUCCAUGUUCGAUGAAACAGAUAUGGAUUCAGAGGCGAUGGAGGGACAGGCAGGUCAUGACGUUAUUCCCGUAGGUGAACUAUUCUCGGCAAACCUCAACCCUCGCUGGCCACGGCCUGCUGCUCCCCCGCUGGAACCAUCAUCUGAUACUUUGGUGUUUCAGCAGAUUGAUCUCGACUAUUAUUUAGGGAACGCAGUGGCUGGUAUGCCCGGUCAGUCGCAGGGAACAGUUCCCAUCAUCCGCAUGUUUGGGGUGACAGACAGCGGCAACAGUGUUUGUUGCCACAUUCACGGCUUUGCGCCUUACUUCUAUGUUCCUGCACCAAAUGGUUUUACGUCUGAUAACUUGGUUGAAUUUAAAAGAGAACUGAACUCUGCUGUGCUGAAGGACAUGCGCUCCAACAAGGACAACAUCUCCAUCACAGUGUUGGCUGUGGACAUCACCCAAAAAGAGAGCAUGUAUGGAUACCACGGACAACGCAGUAUCAGUUUCUUGCGGAUAACAAUGGCGAUGCCUCGCCUCAUUGCCCCGGCGAAGAGACUUCUGGAGCAGGGCAUAAAGUUCGGACCUUUCCAACACCAGAGUUACAAGGCCUACGAGGCCAAUAUAGAUUUUGAGAUCAGGUUUAUGGUGGAUUGCGCUGUGGUGGGAUGUUGCUGGAUUGAACUUCCCAAAGGCAAGUUCAGAGUGCGUGAGGAGAAGGCCUUGGGGGAAACGAAUACUCAGUACCCAAGCAAGGUGACCUUGUGUCAGUAUGAGGUGGACGUGGGAUGGACAGAUUUCAUAAGUCACCCAGCGGAGGGAGACUGGCAGAGGAUCGCACCACUCCGGGUCCUGAGCUUUGACAUUGAGUGUGCAGGAAGAAAAGGAAUCUUCCCAGAGGCUGAUAAAGACCCUGUGAUCCAGAUAGCGUCUAUGGUCCAGCGUCAGGGUGACUCGGAGCCCUUCAUUCGCACUGUGUUCACCCUCCAGUCCUGCGCCAGCAUUGUAGGCUCUCAGAUAUUGUGCUUCACACAGGAGAAACAGCUGCUGCAGAGCUGGGCGGAGUUUUUGAGAACAGUGGAUCCAGACAUCAUCACUGGAUACAACAUUCAAAACUUUGACUUUCCCUACCUGAUCAACAGAGCCACUGCUCUAAAGGUGAAUCUGUUUCCCUACUUGGGCCGAGUGAGAGGAAUCAAGUCAGUCUUGCGAGACCUGAACUUCCAGAGCAAGCAGAUGGGACGCAGAGAGAACAAGAUCACUAACAUAGAGGGACGUGUCCAGUUCGAUUUGCUGCAGGUGCUCCUGAGGGAUUAUAAACUGCGCUCAUACACACUAAACGCUGUGAGUUACCACUUCCUGCAAGAACAGAAGGAGGAUGUACAGCACUCCAUCAUCACUGAUCUGCAGAACGGCAACGAACAGACUCGCAGACGUUUGGCUGUCUACUGCCUGAAGGACGCCUAUCUCCCGCUGCGCCUGCUGCAGAAGCUGAUGUGUGUGAUUAACUACAUGGAGAUGGCCAGAGUGACAGGUGUGCCUCUCACAUACCUGCUGUCAAGAGGACAGCAGAUCAAGGUCGUCUCUCAGCUGCUGCGACAGGCCAUGAAGCAGGACCUGGUCAUGCCUGUCAUAAAGGUAGAAGGAGGAGAAGACUACACUGGAGCAACUGUCAUCGAGCCAGAGAAAGGGUAUUACAGCGUUCCCAUUACCACCCUGGACUUCUCCUCCUUGUAUCCCUCCAUCAUGAUGGCUCACAAUCUGUGCUACACCACCCUGCUGCAGAAGGGCUCAUCAGAGAAACUAGGCCUGUCAGCUGAGGACUUCAUCAAGACUCCGACUGGUGACCUGUUUGUGAGGAGCUCAGUGAGGAAAGGACUUCUACCUGAAAUCCUGGAGAACCUUCUGUCGGCCAGAAAGAGGGCCAAAACAGAGCUGAAGAAGGAAACUGACCCUUUCAAGAAGCAGGUGCUGGACGGACGUCAGCUGGCUCUCAAAAUCAGUGCUAACUCUGUGUAUGGCUUCACUGGGGCCCAGGUGGGCAAGCUGCCCUGUCUGGAGAUCUCUCAGAGCGUCACAGGUUUUGGGAGGCAGAUGAUCGAGCAAACCAAACAGCUGGUGGAGUCCAAGUACACCAUCUCCAGUGGGUACCCAGGUGAUGCCAAGGUCAUCUAUGGCGACACAGACUCUGUCAUGGUUAAACUCGGGGUUUCGACAGUGAAGGAGGCCAUGGAAAUCGGGAGAGAGGCAGCGGCGUGGGUGUCGUCCCAUUUCACACCACCAAUCAAACUGGAGUUUGAGAAGGUGUACUACCCGUACCUGCUGAUCAACAAGAAGCGAUAUGCCGGCCUGUAUUUCUCCUCCAGUGCAGACACACAUGAAAAGAUGGACUGUAAAGGCAUUGAGACCGUCCGCAGAGACAACUGCCCUCUGGUGGCGAACCUCAUCGGCACCUGUCUGCAGAGAAUCCUCAUUGACAGGGAUCCUCAGGGUGCAGUCGCUCAUGCCAAAGAGGUGAUCUCAGACCUGCUGUGCAACCGCAUCGACAUCAGCCAGCUGGUCAUCACUAAGGAGCUGACGCGCACCGCCCAGGAGUACGCUGCCAAACAGGCACACGUGGAGCUGGCAGAGAGGAUGAGGAAAAGAGAUGCCGGCAGUGCUCCCAACAUGGGAGACCGAGUUCCAUACGUCAUCAUCAAGGCGGCAAAGGGAGCAGCAGCUUACAUGAAGUCAGAGGAUCCAAUCUACGUGCUGGAGAACACCAUUCCCAUCGACACACAAUACUACCUGGAACAGCAGCUGUCCAAGCCCCUGCUGAGGAUAUUUGAGCCCAUCCUGGGAGAGAGCAAGGCGGAGAGCGUCCUGCUCAAGGGCGACCACACACGCUGCAAGACCGUGUUGACCUCGAAGGUCGGGGGACUCAUGGCGUUUGCUACGAAGAGGAACACCUGCAUCGGCUGCAAGGCUGUGCUCAAGGCGGACACGGCUGUGUGUGAUUUCUGUAAGAAGAAGGAGUCUGAACUUUACCAGAAGGAGAUCUUUCACAUGAACACACUGGAGGAACGUUUCUCUCGCCUGUGGACUCAAUGUCAGAGGUGUCAAGGUUCCCUGCAUGAGGAUGUGCUCUGUACCAGCCGGGAUUGUCCCAUCUUCUACAUGAGGAAGAAGGUUCAGAAAGAUUUGGAUGACCAGAGCAAGCUAGUGUCUCGUUUCGGAUGGUGAGGAAGAGGCACACACGCCCUCAUUCCUCCUCUUCCUCUUUAUGGACUCUUGGUUUUCUUUUUCUCUACGUCUUUCUGUGCUUGUAAAAAUGUGAUAUAUCGCACUGUUACUAUAUUUUCUAACAUGAAUAAAAAAUACAUUGAGUAUUUUUUUUGUAAAA